Lethenteron reissneri (Far Eastern brook lamprey) is the source of this 3968-nucleotide messenger RNA. RefSeq names its product DNA repair protein RAD51 homolog 4-like. Gene Ontology annotation, biological process: reciprocal meiotic recombination; telomere maintenance; double-strand break repair via homologous recombination. Gene Ontology annotation, molecular function: single-stranded DNA binding; ATP binding; ATP-dependent DNA damage sensor activity. Lineage: Eukaryota; Metazoa; Chordata; Hyperoartia; Petromyzontiformes; Petromyzontidae. The record is from RefSeq and is a predicted model, not a curated record. Gene Ontology annotation, cellular component: microtubule organizing center; replication fork; Rad51B-Rad51C-Rad51D-XRCC2 complex.
CCCUCCCUUACAAAGAUGGACGCGCGCAUUCAAAUCAGAGAACUGCGAUUAAGAGUGGAGACAUCCGAUGAGCGACAAAGCUCGUUUUAAACAGAUGUGCAGUGCGCGCAGGCGGCCCUCGGCCGGUGACGUCACCUCAUGCACCACGUGUUUGUGUCAGCGUGGUCGGUGGGUGGCGAGCGGGGCGAGUGUUGUUGACGGUGGUGACGAUGGCGAUGGUGUCGGCCUCCUGAGCAAUGGUUCGGCUCCGCCAGGGCCUCUGCCCGGGCCUCACAGCCGACGUGGUGGCUGUGCUGCGGGGACACAACAUCGGCACAGUUGCGGCGCUGGUGACCCAGGACAGCCAGAGUCUGGCUUGGACCACGGGGAUCCCCUACAAGACUCUGCGUGCCGUGCGCCGCGUGCUGCUGGCGCAGUUCGCCGCGUUCCCGAGCAGCGCGGCGGACGCCUACGAGGAGCUGCUGUCGUGCACGGCCAUCCUGCCCACGGGCUGCUCGCGGUUGGACUCCCUGCUUGACUCUGGGCUCUACACGGGAGAGCUCACUGAGCUGGCAGGAGGACCGGCCACGGGAAAGACACAGGUGUGCCUGAGCGUGGCGGUCACCGUGGCCUGCGACUUGGGCCAAGCCGUGAUGCUGGUGAUGGCCGGGGGGGCGGCCGGGUGCCUCGCCUCCCGUCUGCUCGCCAUGGUGCAGGGGAAGACGCCAGACUCCGGGGCGAGCCAGGUGGCGGCUUUGCAGCGCGUGCAGGUGGCGCGCGUGUUCGACGCAUUCGCUCUCCUGGAUCUGCUGCAGGACCUGCGGGCCCGGCUGGGAACACAGGUGCCGGUGACACCUGCCUCGGGGGGCGCAGACUCCUCUGUUCUGCGCCUGCUGGUGAUCGACUCGGUAGCGGCCGUGAUUACGCCGGUGCUGACUACGGAGCGCCACGACGGACUGGCGUUGCUGAUGCACAUCGGCCGUGAGCUGAAGUCGAUCGCUAAGGAGCACGCGUUGGCAGUGCUGGUGACGAACUGGGUUUGGCGCGAGGACGGAAGACGUCCCAUGCCCAGCCUGGGCCGGGCCUGGAGCUUCCUGCCCAACGUGCGGGUGCUGCUCGAGAGGGAGGGCGAGCGCCAAGGAGGCGGCGCGAGGGCAGGAGGGGGGGGCGGCCGUGAGGGGGGGGGCGGCCGUGAGGGGGGGGGCCGUGAGGGGGGGGGCACGCUCGUCUGCCGCGCUACGCUGCUCAAGUCUUCGCGGCAGGCCACAGGCCAGUCCGUGAGCAUCUCCGUGGGAGCCCUCGGAGUGCUGGAUUCGUGACGUCUUCAAAAACCUAAAUCCUCUGCCGCCUUUUAGCACGGCGCACGUGCGCGGGAUCGCAAUACAACUACAUCUCAAGAUUCCACAAAUUAUACCUGGUGAUGUGACGGCUGCUGCUGCUGCUGCGUUGGCAGCGGUGCACAAGCAACAAAAUACAACUCCCAACACAUUGGUCAAUAACAACACUGUGUGGCCUUAACAGAAAACUAUAAUAGGUGACCUUUCAGGCAAUGGGCCUUCUUCAGAGCGGUGGUGGAUCGCUGGUGGAUCACUGGUGGAACGUUUACCAUGCUGCUCUAUGAACGCAGCGACCCGAGAUUCCCACUCAAGUACCAACACCGGUGACGAUUAUCUGAACCGAUACUGGGCCUUCCCUAGAUCGACUCGGCCUCAACUGUAUAACCUGGUGCAGCGUGUAAACAUCGCCACUGGGGAAACAAAGGCGGCCUGGCAUGGUGUUGACCACCCACCCCCUCGUGCAUCUUCAUAGGCGCUCGCUAACAGCACUUGCCCCAAGUCUAUUAAGGCUAUACGGGGGAUCUUUGUCUUGGUGGUGGUAGUGCUGAAGUAGUAACUAAUUGACACGUUUUGAUUACGUGACAAACCUUACUAAUUGGCCGUGUCGGGUGGUGGUGGGUUAACGACAUUUAUGCGACCUGCCGUAAAAACCUUUAUUGUGGUGGGGGUGGUGACGGUCAAAGGCCAAAACGGGACCUGUGCAGGCUCCCAAGGUGGCCACCCAAACGACCUCAUCGCUGACGAGGUGCGGCGAUGCCUGGGGCGGACAGGGACCGGGGAGCAGCUGGAAUUUGUUUUGUGGUAAAAUACGACCGGGAACAUCGGCGCAGGGAGCCCACGAGCGCCACAGGGGAGCGCCACGGGGGAGCGCCAUGGGGGAGCCCACGGGGGAGCCCACGGGGGAGCACCACAGGGGAGCGCCACAGGGGAGUGCCACAGGGGAGCCCACGGGGGAGCCCACGGGGGAGCGCCACGGGGGAGCGCGCACGAACAGAAGGGACGUUUAAAAAGUCGUGAACGUUUGGGAGUCACGUUCCAGACUUGCAAAUCCAGAUGGUUGCCGGUGUGUCGGGGGGAGUACCCACACUUUGGACCCCGACGCUGGCAUGCGACGGGCCCACUCUUUUGCGAAUGAUGUUGCCAGAUCUUUAACGUCCUAUGCAAUUGAAACGGACAGCAAGUGGCAGUGUCAUGGUUAUUAUAGUCGCUUGCUUCUAACAGGAAAGCACCGUCUCGUGUUUAAAGCAGUUUGUGCUGUGUGGUAGCAUAGCCACAGAUGUUCACAUAUCUGGAUUUUUCAGCCUGUAUAUAAAGCCGUCCAAACCUCGGUCUCCUGCGAGUCGGAUAUAUGCGAGUUGCACUUGACCACCAAGGUGGGACUAUUUGAUGAUUUCGCACGGACUAGGGCCGGACGUAAGCUCCACUGCACGAGUGGCUGAAGCAGCGCUGCGGUUUGUAAAUGCAACGUGAAUUCAAGGGAGGUGUGGGGACUCUAGAAAAGGUUGAAUAUAGCGCACUAUUAAAGCUCGGAAUUCUCUAUUUAAGAUGUUUCGGCACGUGUCGCCACUCGUGACGUGUGUCACGCAGCGCCCAUCUCCGUUAUACGUUCCGUGCCCCAGAAACCUUGGUGGGGAAAUUCCACAUUCCUCUGGCAGGAACCAUGAACUUCACUCAUCGACUCCUCGAAGUGUGUUGCCUGUAUUCCAGACUGGCUGGCUGCUGCUGUUGGUGUUGCGAGUUCUUGAUGACGAUUGGCUCGGCUGUCUGUGCAUGGGGAACAAGCGAUGCUAGCGGUCAUCAGCACACUCGGUGAUUCAUUGAGAGAAGACUGUUUUUUUAAAGCUUCAAGUUGAUUGUUGUUAAAGCAUGUGAGAACUUAAGCGACCAGGAUAAAGUCUGUCAGUAGGGAGCAACGACUCCCAAAUUAGUCACUUCUGGCCUCAGUUUUCGAAAUUGGCAAAUUGAGAUCAUGCCCUGGUUUCGUGAGUCCUCUCCUGGAUACACAAACGUGACCGGACUUGUGGUAUCCGAGUUCUGGGAAGCAACGGGACACAUCUGUGGUGACGCACUUUGGGGGCGGGCGGGCAGGCAGGGCCGUCCAUCGGGAGGGGCGCGGGGAAAAUCACGCCGUGUGGGCCCCCCCCCCCCCCCCCCCCCGACGCCUUCAAAGUAAACUUGGUCUCGAGUUCUCACUCUGGUUACACAAUCAACUUGCAGAACACCGCGACAAUCGUUCAUUCUGACACACUUGCACAGUGACACCCCCGUUAUGAGAUGACCGUGCGGAUGUUCGCGCAGGCUGAGUGCAAGAUGUGAAGGCCGGUGGCCCAGGACAAUGAACGUUUAACCCAAACCCAACUGAAUUCGUCUAUGAAAGAGACAUUAUUUGGUGAUGCUGCUGCGUUGGCAGUGGUGCAAAAAUACAAAAAAACCUCAACACGUUCGUCAAUAACACCGUGGCCUGGCAAUGAAAAAGUAUAAUGGGCAACAUUUUGGGCAAUGGCCCCUCUUCCUGGCUGUGCUUCUUUGCUUCAUUUGACUCGAUGGCGUUUGUCGUUGUGGUGGCCCAGGUCAUCACGCUUGCAAACGAGACUCCUCCAUCCUGGCCUCUCGAGUUAUUCUUGUUAAAGACAAUAAACUUGAACUUUUGAC